AUGGCGGCCGCCAUCUCUCCUUGUUCCCCGAAUUCUCCGUCACCAAAAUUCCGCCGGACAAACUCGUUAGCGUUCGCCAAAUCAGAUUGUCAUAACUGUUCCUCGCUAGGUCUGCAUUGCGACCGCCAGAGACCUCGCUGCAAGACAUGCCAGAAUUCCGGAAUUCGCUGUCAAGGGUUUUCCAUGCAGUUGACCUGGCACAGAAAUCAUUCCAUGGUUGAUAAGCCUCCAAAGGUCAAAUCAGGAACGAUAGUUGCAGGAAGGAAUGAUUCAGUAUCUGGCAUCCAGAUGAAAAGAGGUAGCUUCCCGCUUGAUCAAGAUGAAGAAUCACCAAGACUUCAUCCAGCGUCCUCCAGGAAACAAUUCAUGUUCGUGUCAGGUCGAUCAGCGAAACGACGGAAACAGGGUUACAGGUCGACACGUGCGACUCAAAUUCUUGAUGGACAAUCUUCACUGAAUAAGAGCCAUGAUACGAGUCUUCGGAAGUCAGAACACGAGGCCACUCUUGAACAGCCAUCCGAAUUUCCAGAAUAUCGAGGCCAGGUAGCCCCCGUCGCGGGGGAUAUAAUCAACAACGAUAUUCCAGAUUUUCAAACACCAGCCCCAGAUGAUUACAAUAACGCUCCUCUGCAGCAGUCGCAAAUUUUGCCCAUCGCUUCUUCUCCCGGUGCGCUCAUGUGGGACGAAAAUAAUCUCGAUUGGAACACUGCACCGGGCGAAGAGCUUUCUCAAGAUAUUUUGGAUGGUGAAAGUCUGAAGCAGUGCCUGCAAAUUCAACAGCAAUCAUUUGAAAUUCCAUCACCAAUUCUCGGGCUCGAAAUGGCCACAUUAGCUUCUGGAACCCUGGGGUGGGAUGAGCACGAAACAAAUUCUCCGAAUGCCCACGACAUAUGUCGAAUACCGUCGUCGAGAAAAUCUUCAUCUGGUUCAGACCUCUCCACUCAGUCAAACUUUGCAUAUUAUGAUUCGUUCAUUCCUCAAUUCUGCCAUUCAACAUUGCACAGCAAAUUUUAUGGCCUCCUUGACAUGUAUGACCAAGAGUUCUGCAAAUACCCAGUCACGAACGACUUUUGCGUUAACCCAUACCGCUAUCGACCGGAGACUACCAAAGGUUCCCAGCACCUCCUUCAUGCUAUCAUGGCAAUUUCCUGCCACUUCCGCCUGCGCACGCCAACUCAACCUCAGCCUCCGUCAGACGCUAUUGAUCACAAGAACACGGCUAUGGUGCUGUACCAGGGGGCUCUGUCUAGGAGUGAUGUCCAUCUGAAUGGACUUAGUAUGCUUGACACAUCUCUAGCUCUGUGGCAGGUGGAGGCGACUCUAUCGUCACUGAAUAUUUGGAAGACCCAUUUGACGAAUGCAUAUCAUCUCCUCGAGUUGUGUGGAGGGAUCCAAAGGUGGUCAAUCAGCAUAAAAGCCCACGUUCAAGUGUCAAUGCUGCUAUGGUGGGACACAAUGGUCGGUCUGCUCUCGCGGGAGGCACCUGUAUUUCCAUAUUCCUACUUCGAGGCCGUUCUGAAAGUUGAGGGCCGUCAACCCUGGACAUUCUACGAAUUAAACGGCUGUCCUCGCGAACUGUUGGUACCCAUGAUGCAGCUCUCGAAUCUCGCCGCACGUCAAGCAGAGCGAAAGAGGCACAGUGAAACCAUUUCUCGACUUGUGGCCGAAAUUGAGCUUUCUGUUCGAAGAUACGAAUACCAUGGCGGCGGGGCCAGUGAUCUGCUAUUUGAGGGAAUUGACGUCGACGAGGAAGCUUUGCAUAGGGAGCGUGACCGAUACCACUGCUGUGAAGCCUUCCGAUAUUCGUUGCUGAUCUAUAUUCUUCGCAUCUUCCGAAUGUCCCAAUCCAAAGUCGGCCGCGGCGCUGACGGCGUUGCUGUGGACACCUGUACCCGUCCUCAGCUUAGGUUCCUUGCUCGCGUCGCCCUCGAUCAUGUGCACGCCUGCCGAGCAAGUUCACUCAUUCAGAAACAAUUGCUAUUCUGUGUCUUCAUUGCUGGUAGUGAGACACGGACGCCUGCGCAUCGGCAAUUUGCUCGUGAAUACUGUCAUCGGUGGUACGAGAAAUUCGGAUAUCAGAUGUACAACACCGUGCUCGAAAUCAUGGAGACUGUUUGGGCAGAGCAAGAUUCGGGAAAUGAAGACUUCUGGUGGGGAGAUGAACUGGAUGAACGAAGGUCAAGAGAAGGGAAUUAUGUUCAAUUUUGCUUUGGAUGA
This is a messenger RNA of Rhinocladiella mackenziei CBS 650.93, 2217 nucleotides long. RefSeq lists its product as uncharacterized. The transcript is spliced from 4 exons. The record is from RefSeq and is a predicted model, not a curated record. Lineage: Eukaryota; Fungi; Ascomycota; Eurotiomycetes; Chaetothyriales; Herpotrichiellaceae. Gene Ontology annotation, cellular component: nucleus. Bases 1 to 2217 code for a protein of 738 amino acids. Gene Ontology annotation, molecular function: zinc ion binding; transcription cis-regulatory region binding; DNA-binding transcription factor activity, RNA polymerase II-specific. Gene Ontology annotation, biological process: positive regulation of transcription by RNA polymerase II.